This is a messenger RNA of Saccharomycopsis crataegensis, 7149 nucleotides long. It is a transcript of the gene MEC1, whose product is annotated as protein kinase MEC1. Lineage: Eukaryota; Fungi; Ascomycota; Saccharomycetes; Ascoideales; Saccharomycopsidaceae. Gene Ontology annotation, cellular component: nucleus. The transcript has a single exon. The record is from RefSeq and is a predicted model, not a curated record. The coding region runs from base 1 to 7149 and encodes 2382 amino acids. Gene Ontology annotation, biological process: DNA damage checkpoint signaling; protein phosphorylation; telomere maintenance. Gene Ontology annotation, molecular function: protein serine/threonine kinase activity; protein binding.
AUGGCAACCCUGAAACUAAAGGAUCAUACCAAGUUGAUAGACAAAUUGACAACAAGUAUACUACUGGAUCCCAACUUUCUAGACCAAAACCUAAAGAACAAUAUAUCCAUCAUCGAUGUAUUGAUCCAAUCAGGUUUAGCCAUCCAACUCUCACAGUUAAAUCUCAAAGUUACUAAGUUGUUCAUUACGCCAUUCUUGUCUAAUGCCAAUAUAAUAGAACCAAUUUUAUUCAACUAUGUGCGAGCGUUAUCAGUGGUUUGCUUUAAUGCUCCAGGAAUAUUGAUCCAAAAUGUUGACCGUAGCGAUAACAAGCACGCUCAAACGGUGAAAACUCCUUAUUUUAAGGCUCUUUUGACCAACUUAGUUAGAUUUUACAGGUUCAAUAAUAAAGAACUUAAUGAUUCCAUAACAGAGCUAAUCAUUCUGAUCAUCACCUUGGUAUCAACUAGAUUAAAAUCUUUCAAAGCAAGAAAGAUAUUGGGUGAUUUCUUAGUGUCAAGCUUGGUAUCUUAUUAUCUCAAUAGAAGUUUUACAAAUAAUAGUAGGGACUCGAGCAUCUCUGAUUUGCUAACAUCUAUCCAUUGCUUUUGUGUGCUAAACAAGUGGAGUGUACAAAAGUCUUUGAUAUUUUCUGGAUCUAUGGAGCUGAAAUUAAGUACCUUUUCUAGAAAAAUAUGGUUCUUAUUGAACGACAUCUCCGCUGGGGCUGAGAUUCAAAAAGUUUUGGAUCAAUAUAAAAUCAUGUUUUUAAAUAGCUGCUUUAACUCAUGCACUAUAUCUGGUGAAUUUCAAGAAUCUUUAAAAGCUAUUGUUUGUUUAGAGUUUGCAAAUGAGGUCUUGCAGAACUUAUCUAGAUCACAAAAUAUGUCUAUAGCAAUUCAAGAGUCAUUGGCUGUGAAUUUACUUGAACUCUAUCUUAAAUGUUUAAAAGAAGACUUGCACAAAUUCUUUUUUGCAAAUUUACACUUGCAUGAGUUGUCAUUGAUUAAAUCUCAACCAGUAUCUAUCAGUGACUCUUUAGUGAAGGUGAUAUACUUGAUGAUUUGCAAUCCUGCUGAGAAACCAAAUACAAAUUUGAAAUCCUCCCUUGAAUCGGAAUUUCAAUCUGUGAGUGGGAGUUUUCCAGAAAACCAGUAUCUUCAUAGUUUGAUGCUGGAAGUGGUAAGCAUUCAUGAAAAUACGAUAAGCAAACAAAAAAUUCAAGAUAUCUUAGACUUGGUUAACGUUAGUGAAUCACACAGAAUAUCAAUUUGUGAUUAUGAUUCUUCCGACUGUCUUACAGAAUGGGUCGAUAAUUUGGCAAGAUUAUUAGAGGAAGACUCCAAUCGUAUUUUCAAGUCCCAACUAACAACAUUGAAGCUAAUACAUUCUGUUGGCAAUUUUUGUUGCUUAUACACAAAACAUUAUGACUUUUCUGAUAACCGUUGUGAAAUAUGUGAAGAAUUAAGUGAUAUGAACUUGAUUUUUAAAAAGAGAAGAAACUUGGCUGAUUUUCCAGUAAUUUCCAAACUUGUUGGAAUAAUUUUGAAAUAUUUUGUCAUAAAUGAGUCCAUAGUACUGAAAGAUGUUCUCACGAUAAAUUUAUUGAUCAGCUUGAGAAAAAUCUUUAUUAAAUUCUCACUUCCAGAUAUUGAUUCGAUUGAUCAACCUUUGUUCAAGUUUGUUUGCAAUUGCAUGUAUUCCAAAAAUAGACACAUAAGGAUUUUUGCAGGAAAAAUUUUUCCAUUAUAUUCUGGAUCCGAUGAUUUUUUGGAAGAUAAUUGGAAAUAUAUUUUUGAAUUUUUGGAUAAGAAAAUGGUUAUUGAUUCUACCAGUUACCUUGCAGAGUCUACGAUCUUGGCGUGGGGUGAAUUGGCAGUCGUGACAGAGGGAGAAUACUUGAAUGUUUUAUUAUCGAAGCUUUUUAAAUUUCUCAGUUCCACGAACUCUUUUUAUUCGUGUGCUGCAUAUACUACGUUGAUUAAUGUUGCCAAUUUAAAAAACAAGACCUGCUGGCAAUUGGUGCACCCGUUUUUACCAAACUUGAGUGUUAUGUUAGUCCAGCAAAUUGUGGAGAAGACUAUAUUUGGCAGCAUAAUACCCGAUUUCUUAGGGGUUUCUAGUAAUGAUAUUUUAUUCAGAACAAUAAAAUACACGGUGCCUUAUUUAUUAACACAUUAUUCAAAGGAUAUCAUCAAGGAAAUUGCCAAAGUUGCUGAUAUGGAAAAGUACAAACUUGUUGAACUUCAAUUGUCAAGAAUUUUAGCUGUGAUGUUGACUUCUGCUGAAUAUCUAAACAUCGAUGAUAAUGAUAAUUCUUUUCUGAUCAACCAGAAUAAGAUUAUGGAUAUUUUGUCUAUUGUGGAUCCAUAUUUUAGACACAAGAAAUUGUCUGACCUUAUUCUGCCAAUGAAUGAUAUCUGGGAAAUUUGUCAAAUGUAUUCCACCAAUGGUAAUCACUCUAUUAAUGACAGCAACUACCAAUUGUUGAAAAAUGCCAUUAUAUUUAUAAUAAAGUUGGAAAAUUCUUCAAGAUACCCAUCAUCUGAUGAAUCUCUGAAGUUCUUUGUUGGAAAUAAGUACAACUUGAGCCAACCAAAUAGUCCAGAGGACGAGAAGAUUUUACAAGAUUGUUUCAAGAGCACGCUAUUAGGGAUUAUAAGAGAAUUAUCAGAUGUUCUCAAGAAUACUAAAGGGAGAACCCCUUAUCUUGAAAAAGUUAAAUCCUUGAGCGCGAUUGAGUUUUUAGUACAAGUUGCUGGGUUGGAAAUUGUUACAGCUUUACCACAAAUUUGUAUUUCUCUUCAGAAGGCUAUUGCCGAUCCACUUCUUGAGCUAAACAGUUUGAGAUGCUGGAAGAUGUUAAUAUUGAACUUGAAGGAUAUACAUUUGAUAACUUGCUUUGAUUUGGUAGUUGCUAUAAUUUUACAACGGUGGAAGUACUUCUCAACAUAUUCGAAAAAAGUUGCCAAGGAUAUCUUGGUGGAGCUUUUUAAUAAGGAGGAUUUGAUCAGGGAAAAAUAUUUCAAUUAUUAUUUUACUUUAUCUUUCAAUUAUGGGUUGGUUGAUGUUUACUACAAAGCUAGCAAGGUCUUGAAAAGCAAGAAAUCUAGUUACAGUGAUGAUAAUGGAUCAAUGGUUUUGAAUCUUUUAUAUGAUAUCUCUAGAAGAUGUGAUAAUGAUAAUAAGUAUGUUGUUCAACAGGCGUUGGUUGACUUGAAAAACUUCUUGUCCCAAUACAAGCUAGAGUUCCAUGCUGUUUUUGUUCUGAAAAAGAAAUUCAUCGAGCAUAUUUCAAAUUUGACCGAUAUUUUAUUGAAUAAUUGCUCCAAAUUCAAGUAUCAACGUGAUUCCAAUGUUGAAGAAUCUUUUAAUAUCCCAAAAGAAUGUGCAUCAUGCUUAGGAAUCAUUGGGUGCUUGGAUCCCGAUGUCUUUGAACAUACGGUGUUGGGGAGGGAAGUUUGCAUGUUCAGCAAUGAAAGGGAACUAUUGCAAUUUAUUCCAAGGUUGUUGAAUAUUUUGGUGAAGGCAUUCUGGGCUUCCGAAGAACCAACGUUCCAAACAAUGUUGGCGUACGGUUUACAAGAAUUUCUCAAGAUUAUAGAUGUGGGAGAUCUAUCAUCAGUUCCAGUUUUCAAUGAUUUGACGAUCUCUACCUUGACCCCAUUAGCGUUUUCAAAAUAUGAGCUUGGUUCUAGCCGGAGUGAAAAAUUGAAAAAAUAUCCAUUAUUCAAGUUGGAGAAAUCACAUGUGGACUGGGUGAAAGAUUUUACCUUGGAUUUGAUUGAAAGAAGUCGCCUUAGUUGUGAAAAUGAUGAUGGGAAAAAAGUCAAUGAAAUCAAAUUCUAUUCAAUUUACAGCACGGUUAUCAAAAAUCAAGAUUUAUCCAUUAGUUUGAUAAUUUUGCCUUAUGUUGUUCUCAAUAUGAUCGUCAAGGAUUAUAAAGAUGCUAGAGAAAUCAUUCUCAAUGAAUUUCUAAUGAUAUUGAACACUGAUUGUGAUGUGGAUACCUAUAGUUUGGAAGUAUCGAAAAAUAUAAGAUUACUUUACCAAACGGUGUUCAGAAUUGUCGAUUACUUGAAUGAAUGGUUAUUUGAUAGAAGACAACGACAGCUGGGAAGCAGAAAAAGUAAACGAACAAUUAUAUUUGGUUGCACAAACGAGGAAGGAAUAAGAAUUGUCGAGCUGUUCUUGACUCAAAUUCCCGAUAUGUUGGUUGCUAAAAGAUCAUCUCAAUGUGCUUCGUAUGAGCGUGCAAUCUUGUACUUGGAGAAAAGUUAUAGACACAUCAAAUCUGACCCACAGAACAAAAAUAAGAAUAAUGAAAAGGAUCUGAUAAUCUCAAAGUUGCAAGAAAUGUAUGAGAAAGUUGAUGAUUAUGAUACAUUAACUGGCUCAUUGAAGCUGUUUUCUACUGCGAAUAUUGAAUCCGCGGUUUCGCAAUUACAGUACGAAGAUAAUUGGAAGUCCAUUUUGAAUGUUUUUGAUGUGAUGUCCGAUGCCGAUUCCAACUACAAUGAUGAAUUAAAUGUCAAGUUCUUGCAAUAUUUAAAUAAGAAGGAAUUGCAUACAGAAGCAUUGUCCAGAGUCAAAAAGUUUGAUGAUAUCUUUUCUAUCGAUAAUAAUCUCACGCUACAAAAUGUUCCCGCAGAAUUAAUGGAAUCAGCGUUACUGGCUAGCACCAUGGUUUGCGACACCGAUAAUUUAAAGAAAUGGAUUUCGAUAGCUGGUAUAUCUCCUCGAAUUAAUGAUAGCGAUUUUCUGAUAACUUUACUCAUAUCCAAAGCGUUAUAUUCCUUGAGGGGAAUGAAUAACGCAUCUUUUACACAUAUUGUUGACAAGUGCCAUAGUACUAUUGCAUCAUUGUUGUCAUUAUCCACAACGUCAUCAUUGACCAGAAACAAGCAACUCCUUGAUAAAUUACAUAUUUUGGAAGAUAUGAAGGAAUUAGUUUCCCUGAAAGAUGAGCGGGGAUAUACAACUAGUAAUGCCGUUUUCAAGUCUAGAGUGGCUAAUGCAGGUUCCGAUUUCGAAUCAUCUUGGCUCAUUUUGACAAUGAGAAAGAAUAGCGAGCAAUUAUUUGACAACAGUUCCAUUCCAGAGGUGUUGAAAACCAAAAAUAUUAGUGACAUUUGGCUUCAACGGUCUAAGCUUGAACUUGAACACAAUAGGCUUGAUCUUGCCUCGAGAUCGGCGACACAAUCAUACAUGUUGUCGAAGAAUAGCGAAGCAGAAUUCCAGUACGCGGAAAUUUUAUGGUCGCAAGGAGAUUUUUCAAAAGCAUUGAAAUUGGCCCAAAGCUUGAAAGAUAAGGAAGGUUUCAGUGUUCAUCAAAAGGCAAAAAUUCAGUUAAAGUAUGCUUAUUGGCUAGAGUCCUCGAAUAAUGCUUUGGGAAGUGAAAUCGUGGAAGAAUUUAGACGUGCCAUCAGACUUGAUAGGCAAUUAGAGGAUCCUUAUUAUUAUAUCGGUAAGUAUUAUACCAAGGUUUUAGAAUCAUGGGAUGCUACUGGCGAGGUGCCAGAACUGCCAGUGGGGUAUUAUGAGUGUGAGAUCAUCCACUACUAUUUGCAAUGUAUUGGUAAAGGCACGAAAUAUUUACAAGAAAUUUUCCCAAAGAUCGUCACCUUAUGGCUUGAUUUUGCGUUGAUUGGACAACAGUCUGAAGAACACAAUGAAAAGUUGAACAUGAUUCAACAAGAAAUCGCCAGCGCUAUUGAAGUUUUACCAAAGUACUACUGGUUUGCAGUGUUCUCUCAGCUAUUAUCAAGGUUGCCAAGUACUAAGGGAAAGACUACAGAGUUAAUUAUCCGGGUUUGUGCUGUAUUGCUUCAAUAUUAUCCACAACAACUGAUCUGGGCUAUUUUUGCCCAAAGUAAUUCUGAAGAUAAAGCGGUGAGGGCCAAUAUUGCUAAAAAAAUCAUUACCAGGUUUGUGAAAUCCGAAUGCAAGUUGACAAGGUACGAGAGUAAUAGGGUGAUUUUUUCUGCGGCGCUGAAAUUUUUACAAACUUUCUACAAGAUGGCAAAAGUUAACAAGAACAAGAACGUAGCAGAAUGCUCAUUGGAAAAUGACUUUGGGUUUGAUCAUACGGUAUUACCUGCUCCAGUAGUGGUUCCAACCAAGGAGAAUUUUGAUAUCUUAUCCAGUACUUGUCCUCUUGAAGCCGGUAAUGACUCAAUAACUAUUGUUAGAUUUGACGAUUAUGUUAAAGUAAUGCCAAGUUUACAGCGACCAAGAAGAAUUAAAAUGACUGGCAGUGAUGGAAAACAUUAUUUAAUCUUGUUUAAAUUGAAUGACGAUUUGCGAAAGGAUGCCAAAUUGAUGGAGUUGACAGGGAUGAUUCACCAUCUUCUUCUGAAUAAUUAUGAGUCCAAGAAGAGAAAACUUCAAAUCAAAACUUUUGCCGUGGUUCCUCUAAACGAAUUAUAUGGUAUUAUUGAAUGGGUUCCCCACCAUGCAACGGUAAGAAGCAUCAUUGACCAAAAAUACUUGAGAAGAGAUUCUUUGAACACAAUUAGGAAGAAAUGGGAACAAAUGACUACCUUACCACAAAAGAUUGCUCAUUUUAAAUACUUGACUAAUUAUUUUGAACCUGUUUUAUAUAAGUGGUUCAUUGAAUUCUUUCCGACCCCCGAUAGUUGGUAUAAUAGUAGAAAUUCUUUUGCCAGAAGUUCAGCAGUGAUGUCCAUGGUUGGUUUUGUUUUGGGUAUUGGUGAUAGGCAUUUUGAAAAUAUCUUGAUAUCUGAAACCAACGGAAGUGUUUUACAUGUUGAUUUUGAUUGUUUAUUUGAAAAAGGUACAACCUUGAAAGUUCCGGAAAGAGUUCCGUUUAGACUCACCAAUAACAUGGUGGAUGCUUGUGGUAUUGUUGGCGUGGAAGGAACCUUCAGAAAAUCUCUGGAGGUCACAAUGCAAUUAUUGAGAAAUAACGAGCCAAUUUUAAUGAAUAUUUUGGAAGCUUUCAUUCAUGAUCCGAUCAUGGACUGGAAAAGUAGCAGACUCGGAUCACCAGCAAGCACUUUAGCAAAGAUUAGAGAUAAGCUAAGAGGAAUUUUAGAAAAAGAGGCGCUACCUAUGAGCAUUUCAGGACAGGUUGAUUAUUUGAUUCGACAAGCAACAUCUGCCGAACUAUUGUGCCAAAUGUAUAUUGGAUGGAUGCCAUUCUGGUGA